AGCGUGCACUGGCCACCCCCACCUCUCUCUUUGGCUUCGUCGUCUGUCUGCCAGUCCCCACUUUGAGAGGCUCCACGUCGAUCACUUUGGGUCCGUGGUUGAAGCCGACGCCGACCAUCAAUCAAGCCACGAAGAACCCAGUCCGACGACGUCGAUACGCAGCUGCUACCAAAACAACCCAGUCCCAAAAAACCAGCACAAACCGCCCACGAUGGAUCCGUUCUCAGCCGAGGGCGAGCUCAUCAACUUGCACAACCACUUCCACCAGGGCCAGUACCAGGACGUGGUCGACUUCGACACGGCGGCGCUGUCGCCCGAGAACGCGCUGCCGGCGCGCGUGCUGCAGCUGCGCGCCCGCGUCGCCCUCGGCCAGGCCGACGACGUGCUCGCCGACGUGCAGGGCGAAGCCGAGCCCGAGCUCGAGGCCGUCGCCGCCCUGGCCGAGCAGGCCAGGGGCGACGCCGCCGCCGCCCUCAAGACGGCCUCGCGCCUCGCUGCCUCGGCCCCCGCCAACGCCACCGUCCAGACCCUCGCCGGCACCGUCCUGCAGGCCGCCGGCAGGUCCGAGGACGCCCUGGCUCUGCUGUCGCAGCACCAAGGCAAUUUGGAAGCCGUGGCGCUCAUCGUGCAGAUCCAUCUCCAGCAAAACAGGACCGACCUCGCCCUCAAGGAGGUGGUCGCGGCGCGGAGAUGGGCCCAGGAUAGUCUCCUGGUGAAUCUGGCAGAGUCAUGGGUCGGGUUGAGACUGGGCGGUGAAAAGUACCAGCAGGCGUUCUACGUCUUUGAGGAGCUUGCACAGGCGCCCGCGACAUCGUCCGUGCGGAGUCUGGUCUCGCAGGCCGUGGCGGAGCUGCAUCUCGGCCGGACAGAAGAGGCGCAGGUAGCGCUGGAACAGGCGCUGAAGAAGGAGCCCGCGUUCGCCGACGCCAUCGCCGACCUGCUGGUGCUGAGCGUCAUCACGGGCAAGGACACCAAGGAACUUACGAGCUCGCUGGAGAAGGUAGACGCCCAGCAUCCGCUGCUCACCGACUUGGCAGAGAAGAGCGACCUCUUUGACAAGGCGGCGACAAAGUACAAGGCCAAGGUGGCUGCAUGAGAAAUGCUAUAUUUUCAGCACUCAUGUUGUUAAUUAAUUAUUAAAAAAAAAGUAAAGUAAAUGAUGAUGAGUAACGGCAAAAAGAAAAAAAGAAUUCUCGCCAAAAGAAAAUCAU
Messenger RNA from Lasiosphaeria miniovina, 1211 nucleotides. RefSeq names its product coatomer epsilon subunit-domain-containing protein. Lineage: Eukaryota; Fungi; Ascomycota; Sordariomycetes; Sordariales; Lasiosphaeriaceae. The record is from RefSeq and is a predicted model, not a curated record. Gene Ontology annotation, cellular component: COPI vesicle coat. Gene Ontology annotation, biological process: endoplasmic reticulum to Golgi vesicle-mediated transport; retrograde vesicle-mediated transport, Golgi to endoplasmic reticulum; intra-Golgi vesicle-mediated transport. Gene Ontology annotation, molecular function: structural molecule activity; protein binding. The transcript has 4 exons. The coding region runs from base 212 to 1096 and encodes 294 amino acids.